This is a messenger RNA of Paramisgurnus dabryanus, 1261 nucleotides long. RefSeq names its product chromosome 1 C2orf68 homolog (gene c1h2orf68). The record is from RefSeq and is a predicted model, not a curated record. Lineage: Eukaryota; Metazoa; Chordata; Actinopteri; Cypriniformes; Cobitidae.
AGUGACGCAACUCCCCCCGUAGGCAAGACCGUCUCAUUUCAGUUCGCUCCGUGUACUUUAGAGGCUGUAGCCUUUUAAUACAGAGUCUUGCCUUCAAAGUCCGCGGCCUAGAAGGAUCUAGACCCUGAACUGAAUUGGGAUGCACCCAGUGUCAGCAACUCAUUCGGCAGAAUCGUCGGCAAUCUUCGACCGUUGGUUAAACUGGCUCGUUCGUUUCUUUUGAGUUCGACGUGCUAUUUCGGCUGUGCGUCCUCGUCAUCAACCCAGUUCGAUUAGUGAAUCGGCUCAACCGAUCACUUCCUAUGAACCGGCUCAAAAAGAACGAUUCAUUCAAGAACCAAACAUCGCUAAACGUCACAGCAGAGGCGUGUCUUGCAGGAGACCCCACACCACUCAUGACGUAAAACAUAAGUUUCAUUUUCAAACUUUCAAGUUGAAGAGUGACUUCUGUUUUGAGAUUGUUGUCAAAUAUGGACGCACAAUUGCACGACGCAGAGGAAGAGUGUGUCAAAUACAAGCCUGGCGUUCGUUUGGAUAUGAGCCACGGGUUUCUUCACCACAUCAGAAGAAAUCAGAUUGCAAGGGAUGAUUACGACAGAGAUGUAAAACAGGCCAAAGAGAAACAGAGGCGCAGACCCACCACUACCCCUCGCUGCCCUAAAAGGCCUGACCGACAGAUGUACCACCUACGUCAACGGUGUAAGUUAGAUGGUUCUGAGCCUGCUGUGAGUGCAGGGAGUGGGACAGAGGACUGCAAUGAGGGCAACUCCGGCACAGUAUUAUUUUGGCUUGAUUACCAGGCUGACAGUGGGCAAAUAACAUCAUUCAUUGUUCACAAGGAGGACAAGCCAGAAACGAUAGUAGAAAGAGUAGCAGAGAAGAACAUUUUGGACUUAGCCAUGAGGGCAGCACUGCUGGCACGUGUGGAAAGAGAAGUGGACAAACGACGUGACAAAUGCUAAGAUGAAGAAACAUGCUGUUUUUGGAAAAAAGCAUACUUUAAAAGCAAGGCCUCACUAAAAUAUUGUGUGACCAUAACUGUGGAUGAUGCAGUUCUGCUUUACAGCACCAAGCAUGCCAAGUAACGUUAGCCUAACUUGUUAGGUGUAGAUAAUGAAAGACAAUAGAUACACUGUUAAAGAUGAAAUCAUGAAAUUUAGUUUGAACCUAAACAGUAUGUCUUUGUAAGAUACAGAAAUCGAGACCUGCAUUUUUUCUGUACGAGGAAAUAAAAAUGGUGCAUUUUUUUUUUCACAAAAAA